This is a messenger RNA of Paramecium pentaurelia, 1743 nucleotides long. Lineage: Eukaryota; Ciliophora; Oligohymenophorea; Peniculida; Parameciidae. The record is from the annotation of a GenBank genome assembly.
AUGGACAUUUUUUAUUUGCAAAUGCAGGAAUAGCCAAUUUAAUGGAUCAACUAAUCUAAAAGCACUUGUUCAUCAAAAGAAUUAGAUAGCAAAGAAUUUGAUUGGAAUAAUAUUGAAUUUCUAUAUUAAGAGUGCUAAUAAUAGGAUCAGGCUUCUAACGUUACUAAUAUUAUCAAAAGUAGCUAGGAUUCUGAGUUUAAUCUAAAAAUAGAUAGACUCGUUAGAACAAAUAAUCAAAGUAGCCUUAGUGAAGUUAAUGAAAAUGAGGCAACUCUAGAAAUUAAUGAAGAUUAAAAAGAAAAAUCUAAUGAAUUACCAUAGAAACCUGUAUUAAAGAGAAGUAAUACAUCCUAUAGAGGACAUACAAAAUCUUUUUCGUAAGUCAUUUAUGAAUAAGAAAAGUUUAAAAGAUAUAGAAAUAACAAAAGGAGUGCACGAACUCUUUCAAUGGUUUCAUUAAAAAGAUCGUUAAUGACUCCCCUUUUAAAAACAAGUUUAUAGAAAAAUCUAAAAUAAAUUUCUAUUAAUUAUUUCAACUCAGAAUACUCAAAAACUCUAUAUGUCGAUAAGAAUAUUUUAGCUUGUGAACUAAUAGUUCUUGCCUUAUAGGAAUACAAAAAAACUUCUGAUUUUGAUUAAGGUUUGUUAAAACACUCAAACUUUACAUUAGCUUAUUAAUUGACAAGUUUAGAGGAUUGUUGUGAUUUUUCUGGCUAUCCCUCAUUCUAAGAUAGCAUUAUUGAUAUUUAAAUGGUUAAAUAGGAUUCAAACCAAUAAUUUUAAUAUAUUUUUGAUGAUGUUGAAAUGAAUUCUAACAAAGGAUUCUUUUAAUUGGAAUUAAAUUAGAAAGUGAAUUUCAAAAAUCUCACUCUAAAUAUAGCUGAUAUCUCAAAUUUUGGUUUAGAUUUAUUUACAGUUGAGAUGAUUCAUAAAAAUUAUCCAACCUCAAUAAUUUUAUUGCUUGAAGAUAUAACGAAUGAAAUAUUUUAUAAUUUAAAAUUUGAAGAAUAUGCAACCAUUUAAGAAAUCUAUAAUUAAUUAUAAAAGAAAGGCAACCUUAAAUAUAAUCAAAAUGAGUGUUUUUUCUUCUUAAAAUAUCCUUGUGUCAAUUUUAAUAAUGAAGUACCUUUAGAUAGUAAAUUUCCAAUCUCUUUACUGCCAAUUCAUUGGUUAAUUAUUCAAUUCAAAAUCUCUUCAAAAAAUGUAAAUGAUUAAAUUAAAAUUUCUGGAUUUGGAGUGAAAUCAUUAAAAUCAAUAUCAUCAUCUAUGAUUUAAAAAGAAGAAUUAAUAGAUUAAAAAAAUCUCUAAAUGUUUAAUUAUGAAGAAUUUAAAGUUAUAAAAAUAGAAAAUAAUGGAUAGUAGAAUGAAGUCAUAAUUGGAAUAGAUUAUUUUGAUUUUUAUUACUACUAUACAUCAUAAAAGCAAUAAAAAUAUUCUUUCUAUAAGAUUGCUAAAUGGAUGGUUCAAUUUUUAUUGGAAAAUCAUUAAUCUGGUUAAACUAAAGAUUAUAAAAGAAUUCAAAUAUCAUCCAUUCUUUAAGUUAGAUUAAAAAAUGCUUAAUUACUUAUUAUAAAAUACCUUAAAAAUGAAGAUUCAAUAAAAAAAAUAUAAUUUAUGCUUCCAAAAAACAAUAAUGAAGUUGAUAAAAUGAAGAUAUAAGAAUAACCAGUAUAAAUAAAGAAUAUCGUUGAAAAGUUAUAAUAUAUAAUUUAAGAAAGAAGGAAAAAUAAUUACACUUAAUGA